CUUGCGCACCGUGCACCAGCAACUGGGAUUUAAAUAAAUCGACAAUCGCCAAACACCUCACUCAGGAGAAAGUGCAAGGAUGCAGUGCUACUUCUGGUUAACCGUCGCUCUGACGACGCUGGUCGCCGCUCAUGGCGCACCCACCCAAUCCCAGGUGGCCACUCAGUCGGCCACACAGCUGGCCUUGGACAUGUACAAUGGCUGCCUCAAGGAUCUGAGCAUCUCGUGUGUACGUCCCAAGGCGCUGCAAUGGUUCAACGCCGCCAUGCAGCAGCCCGAAGUGAAGCUCACAGAACGUUUGUCCAUUGUGCGCACCUCGGAGACGGGCGCUUCUCGUUCCCUCAAUGCCGAACAGCAGAUGUUCGACAACAUUGAUAACUACUUAGGCAGCCAUGCUCUGAGGAUUCAGGCACCUGAAUACUUCCGCAGCUCCGAGGCGCGCUCAUUGGUGCCCGAUUUCCUCAUGGAGAAUCCCCUCACUCAAGGAGGCAUUGUGCCACUUGCCCCAGCCAACGAAGCUCGUGGCAUGAUCCGCAAGGCUGUGCUGCCUUUCCUGCUCGGUCUGAAGCUGAAGACCACCGUACUGAUGCCAUUGGCUCUUGGUUUGAUCGCUCUCAAGACCUGGAAGGCAAUGACUUUGGGUCUGCUCUCGCUGGUGCUCUCCGGUGCUCUGGUCAUCUUCAAGAUUGCCAAGCCCAAGAUUGUCAACUACGAAGUGGUGCACUAUCCCCAUCAUGUCGAUCAUGUGGUGCCACAUCACAUCGAGCAUGUUGUGCCUCAUCACAUUGAACACAUUGUGCCACAUCACAUUGACCACCAUCUGGAGCAUCAUUUGGACCAUCAUGUCGAUCUGCCCGUAGAGCAUAUCGAGCACUUGGAGCAUCCAGCGCCAGCUUGGGAUCCCCAUGCCUGGGCUCGUUCCUCUCAGGAGCCACAAGACGCUCAGGACAUCGCCUAUGCGGGUCAGAAGAGACGUUAAGUCUAUGGACCCUGAAAGAUCCCUAAUCCAAAUUGCAAAAUUGAUGAACAUGCUGCGACUUUAUUUAUUUUGUUCUAUUUUAUAAGUAGUUGGUACGCGUGCAGUGCGUGUUUGUUUUAUGUAUUUAUUAUUUAUUUAUUUAUUUAUGAGAAUUGUACAAAACAGAAAACAGAAAAAAAAAAAACGUGAAAGCAUAAGAAAAAUGAAAGUAUACCACAAAUUUAAAAAAAAAAAGAAAAAUGGCAAUAUGUGUAUUGAA
This is a messenger RNA of Drosophila albomicans, 1238 nucleotides long. RefSeq lists its product as uncharacterized. The transcript has 2 exons. Bases 80 to 979 code for a protein of 299 amino acids. The record is from RefSeq and is a predicted model, not a curated record. Lineage: Eukaryota; Metazoa; Arthropoda; Insecta; Diptera; Drosophilidae.